Molecule: messenger RNA, 354 nt
Organism: Cooperia oncophora
Lineage: Eukaryota; Metazoa; Nematoda; Chromadorea; Rhabditida; Trichostrongylidae
Source: the annotation of a GenBank genome assembly
AUGACGGACAUUGACUACAUCGAGUUCGGCCUUUGUGACCAUAACGUUUGUCGACGUUGCUACGAUACAGCUGAAAGUGCUGAUCACGAAGGCAUACAUGGAUGUUGUAAUGCCGAUUGUCUCGAACUAGCAAAGAAAGAGACUACGCGCAAGAGAAAAGUUGUUAAAAGAGCGGAAAAACGACGAGCAAGAAGGCUUCCGCAGCGAAGUAUGAAAGCCAUGAUCUACAUACUCAGUGAAGUAUACCCAGACUCGUUCCGGAUGCAAUAUGAUGACAGCGAGCUGCAAAAGUUCGUGGAUGGGCUCAACAUUCACAGAAAUGCCAGAUCGGCAGACUCCAGUACGACGGAGUAA